AACUCGGCUGAUUUCCACUUUCGGUUUGUCCGGAAAAACCACACAAGGAAAUUUCUGGGAUGUCAUACAGAUACUAUUGAUACGUUCCUUGCAGGACCAUAUGGCGCUGGAUGGAAUUAAAGUGUGUGGGGUGAGUGCUGGAAUCUCACAGAGUGACAUAAAGGUGUACUUCAGCAACCCAAAGAAUGGAGGAGGCAGGGUGUCCAAGAUAUUCUUCCCCCUCCUCAAUCACACAGCUGUUGUCAUCUUUGCUGAUAGAAAUGUCAUUCAAGGGAUUACCAGUCGCAGACACAAGAUAAAGAAUUGUGAUGUCAGGGUCGAGAGGCUACCUAAGAAUAUAUUUUCCAAGGUCUCGGUGGAGUUAGAACCAGAAAUAACACAAAUGUUGGACCAAAACUCGUCCUAUCUCGAAGUCCUUCAGUUUGAUGGAGAGUUAGAUGUGAACUUUGACCCUGAUUCUAUGAACUACAUUAUGAUUGGAAACUGGUACCAAGUGGAAUGGGCUUGGAAUUAUUUGGAAUCUGUUUCCAAAGAGACCACUACUCAUGGAUGCCUCAGCCAAAGUGACGAUCACCAAAACAAAAGUAACAUGCUGUCAUCAACUACACCUAAUAUCCCUUCAGGCAGAGGCAGCAGUAGAGCUAGUUCAUCAGAAUCUGUUCAAAAGAACUUUCCUGACACUACAAGGAAACAGAGCAACAUAGCAUGGAAUAUCAAACGUCAAGAGGAGACAAAUAUUUCUGUCCCUUAUCAACCAUUUAAGUCAAAUAUACCACAGACAGUAGACAGAUUGGAGCAAAGGUAUAAGGCUGAACAUUUCCAGGGCACUAAAAGAUCAGAGGUAUUCCAAAUAGGUGGCACUAACCAGAAGAAGAUGAUUGGUACGUCAGAUGCACACAUUCCCCUCCUAGAUAACCCUCUUCGUGGCAGGGACAUGUGGACUUCCAACUACCCACACCAUGAUGACUUUGACAGUGAUAAUACUGAUGAUGAACUGGCAGCUAGUUACCUUGAUGACCGGUCUUCGUCACCAGAAAUGUUUGUCCCUGCCCGGCAUAUCCCCAGACCACGUGGCCCCUCCCCUAAAGGAACAGAAUUACUUCACUCUGACUUUGGUGACAUGCCCUUGACCUUUGAUGCAUUUAUUGGGGGAAUGCAGGUCAAGGUUGUCAUGGGUGACAUCGUUAAAGAACGCAGUGACGCAAUAGUGAACCCAACAAAUCAAACAAUGAGCCACUCAUAUGGAAUUUCAGCAGCAAUUGCCAGAAUGGCAGGAAGAGGCUUAAUUGAUGAAUGUAGGAAUCACAUCACUCGUAAUGGCCCCCUGGAGGUCGCUCAGGUCACCAAGACAUGCGCUGGUGGGGCACUCGACAGCCAAGUGGACUUUGUCCUUCAUACUGUGCCACCAACAUGGAGAGAACAUGAAGUCGAAUCCACGUCCCAUAUUCUUACCUGCACUUACUUGAACUGUUUACAAGUGGCUAACAAACAGCUGUGGUUGCGAUCAUUGUCUCUUCCCAUCAUAGGAGCAGGUGGCCUUGGAAUCCCAUUAGAUGUAAGUGUCCAGGCGUUGUUUGAUGCUGUACACCUGCAUGUGUCCGAUGAGCAAAAGACCAGUCACCUCCAGAGUGUCCAACUAGUAAGCAACACACAAGACAGCACCUGCUCUGUCAUUGUAGUAUUGCGGUCACUCCUUGACUUAGACCAAGGGGAGUCCCAAAACGGUGCUAUUGACCGCUACCUUACCAGAAGUAAGGAGUUCAACUUCAGGGCGAAAGACUGCUAUCUUGAUCAGGAGAAACAAGACAGGAAAGUAAAGGGUGGUGAUGAAAAGUGUGGUGUUUCAGUGGUUGAUGAAAGAAAGCUUGCUAGUCCUGUGGAACAGAUGGGUCCUUAUGGUGCCAGCCUGGUUACCAAUGAGGGUCCUGAGGUUCAAAUAAUGAAGAAUAGGGGUGAUGAUAUCCGUAGACUAGGAAACCAGGAUGACGAUGCUAACAAUCUGUCAAACAGGGGUCAAGGUGUCGACAUUCAGCAAGGCAGAGUGGACAGCCUUUCUAAAGACCAUCAGGCCAGAGGGAACACCAAGCUGGAACUAGGCAUCGAUGUUGAAGGAGAAAAUAGUCACAUUUUUCAAGACAAGUACAUGGUAGAUUUGGGAGAUGAGCCAGGCAAAGAGAAGAUUUCAGGUUUUUGGACCAAACAAGUACCAGCAUAUCCAGUCGAGGAGGAAACCACGGAAGAUGAUACGAGUAGGAAAAGCAUCCAGACUCGGGAAGUUUGUGUAGAGUCACAGAGACAUGACCAAUUGGAUGAGUUUGUAGGUGGUGAUGAUGACUUCACUUAUAAAGUGGACACAGUUCCAAGCAUGCUAGAAAAGGCCAAGGAAUCCACUCUAGGAAAAGAGGUAGAUGACAUGAUCACGCAUCAUGGUGAGGACUCGGAUAACAAAACGGGCAUCACAGACAACCACACACUGUCGGUGAAUGACUCUGAGAUUCAGAAGAGUCUUACAGCAGGAAAUGAUGUGGCACAGAGCAUGCCCUCUUGUGACUGACCACAACAGAAAGACAGAAUGGUGAAGACAAACUGACUGACCAUUUUAUGGACGCAGUUGAGGAGACACAGACCGGCUGUUUGGAAUAGAAGCUGUGUGUUAAUCUUUUAGCUGUAUAUAAGUUGCUUUUAUUGAUUUAUAUGAUAUAUGCAUGAUCUUGAAAUUAGAGUGAUCUCUCCACCAAAGAUGUGAUCAUAUGAUAGAGACAGCUAUCAUACAUAGAGAAACUUCUAUUGCAAAAAUAUAAACAUUUUAAAUAUUUUAUAAUACUGGAGUACACAAAGAAAGCUUCUCCUGCAAAAUCUAGUAGUACUUUCUCUUGAUUAUGUUUUGUUUUAUUUCUUGUCAAAUAUUUCCCUUAUUCAGAGCCUGUCUAGAAAAAUAGAUAAGAAUCAUUACACCCGAGUUCCGAGUGACUGAAACAGAUGACGUUAACAAUGGCUUGACAACCUGACCAUCUUUACUAUUGUGUUAUUGUUUUAUUUUGGUAAUCAAAUGUUUAUUUAUGAAUUUUUACUUGUUGUUUAAUCAUGUUUCUCUCAGCCUUUUCCCUUGUUAAUAAUUAAGCUUGAGGAAACAAAGAAUCAUGCUUCCCUACAGCAAAAGGAAACAAUGUAUACUAUUAACCUCCAAGACUUGGAGAACAAAAACAUAUGUAUAAGAUAUGAGUUUGAUCUUGGAAAGAAAAUCAUUAUCAGUGUGUGUGAUUUAUGUUACAUUUUGUAUAAGAUAAUUGAUGAAUUAGUCCCCCACCAUUAUUACUGUGUCUAGUGAUCACUUGAAUUUGUCCAGGGUUUACCUUAUUUACUGUCGCCUGCAAUUUCCAAGUUUUGUGAGCACCACUGGGGAUGGCAGUGAUGUGGCCCUUUAUUUUACCCUUGCAUCACAAGUCAUUGAGGGUAUAAAAGGAUCUUCUGGUACAGACUUCAUUUUUGUUUUUAUUAUAAGCUAUUAAUUCUAUUUCCAUAUCAUUAUGAAAUGUGAAUGAUAGAAUGUACUGAAGUUAAAUCAGUUUGUAUUGUUAAAAAUCCAGAAAUGAAUUUUGUUUGGAGUUUGAUUAGUUUGAAAGGUCAUGCAGUGAGCUUAUGCCAUGGUCUAGUGUACAAUAGAAGUUACUGUAGAGACCACUAGUGUACAAUAGAAGUUACUGUAGAGACCACUAGUAUACAAUAGAAGUUACUGGAGAGACCACUAUUGUACAGUAGAAGUUACUGUAGAGACCACUAGUGUACAGUAGAGGUUACUGGAGAGACCACUAGUGUACAGUAGAAGUUACUGGAGAGACCACUAGUGUACAGUAGAGGUUACUGGAGAGACCACUAGUGUACAGUAGAAGUUACUGAAGAGACCAUAGUGUACAGUAGAGGUUACUGGAAAGACCACUAGUGUACAGUAGAAGUUACUGAAGAGACCACUAGUGUACAGUAGAAGUUACUGUAGGGACCACUAGUGUACAGUAGAGGUUACUGGAGAGACCACUAGUGUACAGUAGAGGUUACUGUAGAGACCACUAGUGUACAGUAGAGGUUACUGGAAAGACCACUAGUGUACAGUAGAGGUUACUGUAGGGACCACUAGUGUACAGUAGAGGUUACUGGAAAGACCACUAAUGGACAGUAGAGGUUACUGGAAAGAC
Messenger RNA from Mizuhopecten yessoensis (Yesso scallop), 4190 nucleotides. RefSeq lists its product as uncharacterized. The record is from RefSeq and is a predicted model, not a curated record. The transcript has 7 exons. The coding region runs from base 101 to 2554 and encodes 817 amino acids. Lineage: Eukaryota; Metazoa; Mollusca; Bivalvia; Pectinida; Pectinidae.